Molecule: messenger RNA, 1530 nt
Organism: Gavia stellata (red-throated loon)
Lineage: Eukaryota; Metazoa; Chordata; Aves; Gaviiformes; Gaviidae
Gene: MFSD2B
Product: MFSD2 lysolipid transporter B, sphingolipid
Exons: 14
Coding region: 1-1530 (509 amino acids)
Biological process (GO): carbohydrate transport
Cellular component (GO): membrane
Molecular function (GO): sphingolipid intramembrane carrier activity; symporter activity
Source: RefSeq, a predicted model, not a curated record
AUGGCGGGGGCUGCGAAGGACACCCCGGAGCGCCCGGCGGAGGAGGAGGAAUACAGGCUCUCGAUUUGCGGCAAGUUAUGCUAUGCAAUAGGAGGUGCCCCAAACCAAGUGGCAGGGAGUGCUGCUGCUUUCUUCCUACAGAUCUACCUGCUAGAUAUAGCCCAUAUUACUCCAUUUCAUGCCUCUUUGGUGCUGUUCAUCGGCAAAGCCUCAGGUGCAGUUACUGAUCCUGUUGCUGGCUUUUUUAUUAGCAAAAGUAGAUGGACAAAAAUUGGCCGGCUCAUGCCUUGGAUGCUGGCGUGUACACCCUUCACAGUGGUGUCCUAUUUUUUUAUGUGGUACCUGCCUCCUUUUGUAUCAGGGAGAGUUGCAUGGUACCUGACUUUCUACUGCCUUUUCCAAGCACUGACCACAUUAUUCCAAGUACCAUAUUCUGCCCUCACCAUGUUUCUCAGCACAGACCAGAAGGAGAGAGAUUCUGCAACAGCAUACCGAAUGACCAUGGAGGUGCUUGGGACCUUGAUUGGAGCUGCUCUUCAGGGUCAGAUUGUGGCCAGUGCUCACGUCUCUCAUCACUGCACUAUGAAUCCCCCAGUAAACACAACCGACUCCUGGCAUGACACUCCCAGCUUUCCAGACCCCUCAGAUCCCCUGUCUCAUCAAGCAAAAGUUUAUAUGAUUGCAGCAGGGGUCAUAGGAGGUGUGUAUCUUCUUGGAAUUGUCAUUCUUUUUCUCGGAGUAAAGGAAAAAGAUGAUCCUUAUGCCUUGAAUUCAGACAGAGCAAUUCCUUUUUGUAAGGGACUUGGACUCACCAUGAAGCACGGUCCAUAUGUGAAGCUUACUGCUUCAUUUCUUCUCAUCUCGACAGCAGUUCAGCUGGAGCAGAGCAACUUCGUCCUAUUCUGCACUCAUGCUGCUGAUCUUCGCAAUCACUUCCAGUAUCUGGUGGUGACCAUCUUGGUGUCAGCAGCUGUGAGCAUUCCUUUCUGGCAGAAGUUUCUGCAGCGAUUUGGCAAGAAGUGUGCAGCAUGUGGGAUUUCGUGGAUGAUUCCUUUUGCAGUCAUGCUAGUGACCAUUCCAAACCUCAUCCUGGCUUACUUUGUGGCCUUCGUCUCUGGUCUGAGCAUUGCAGCAUCUCUUCUGUUGCCAUGGUCAAUGCUGCCUGAUGUUGUUGAUAACUUUCGCCUGCAGAAUCCUCAUGGAAAAGGACAUGAAACCAUUUUCUAUUCUUCUUACGUUUUCUUUACCAAGAUGUCAGCAGGAAUUGGCUUAGGAAUUUCUGCAGCAGGCCUGGAGUUUACUGGAUACAAGCCAGGGAUAUGCAGACAAUCCGACGAUGUGAUCCUCACACUUAAAAUCCUCAUUGGAGCAGUCCCUGCUAUCCUCAUCCUUGUAGGUUUAUUUAUUCUUCUUUUCUACCCAAUCACUGAAGAAAGUCGGAAAGAAACAAAGCUUGCGCUUAAAGUGUUAAGAAGGAGCCAUCAAAGCACAGAGAACCUGGAUGACCACAAAGAGGACACCUCGGUCUGA